Bursaphelenchus okinawaensis is the source of this 1021-nucleotide messenger RNA. The record is from the annotation of a GenBank genome assembly. NCBI's taxonomy places the organism in Eukaryota, Metazoa, Nematoda, Chromadorea, Rhabditida, Aphelenchoididae.
AUGAUAGAACUAGCGUCUGGAGGCCUUGGCGGUUCAGCUGGAAUACUACUUGGAUAUCCGUUAGAUACAGUAAAGGCCAAUAUACAAACUGGGCAUAAGAUACGAUGGCACAAUAGUAGCUUCAAGAUACGAAGCCUUUACCGUGGUAUGACAUUGCCUUUAGGCAGUGCCGCGUUCUUGAAUGCUCUUAUGUUUGGAGGAUACGAAGGAGCACUACGCUACGCUGGAUACGAUGACAAACAACAUGUUCCUAUGACUACUGUAAGUUUCUAAACGUAGAACUACUAUAAACAGUACUAUUUACUAAUUUUACCUAAGAGUGUUUUUAUAUUACUGUGCUAUCUACAAUAAUCAAGCUACCUACAGUAGUACACCGUACUGUAGGUAAUUUUAGCCUCGACAGUUGGUACUCUUGCUCAGCUAGGCCCAGCCGUACCAAUCGAGACCAUUAAAACCAGACUGCAGGUAGUGUACCAGAACAAAGAAGGACCACUCAAGUGUACCAAAGACAUCGUACGACUUCAUGGAUUCAGAGGAUUCUACGCUGGAGGCAAAGUAAUGGCAUUAAGAGAUCUGAUCGGCUACGCUUUCUACAUUCCUGUGUAUGAAGCGACAAAGAAACUAGUACACAACUACUGCAAUUUUGGUACUGUACUUCAACAGGUAAUUAAGACACGACUAUUACCUUCAUACGGUCAUAUAAAAUAUACUUUUGUCAGUAAGAAUAUUCAAAUUUUAAAAAUAUUUUUGAAUUUUAAUAUUGUUUUAGAUCCUCUCUGGAGGAAUAUCUGGCUCACUAGCUUGGCUAGUCAUUUGUCCAUUAGAAUUGAUAAAGAACCGAACUCAAUGUGACCCGAAACUAACUACAGUAAGUGUUGUACACAACGUACUCAAGACUUCUGGAGUCCGCGGAUUCUUCAAAGGAGGCCUUAUUCUCACCCUCAGGGCAUUUCCUGUCAAUGCCAUUACUUUUCUCGUCUACGAACACACAUUACAGCAGUUUAAACAAAAUAAACAGUAA